AUGUACACCAUUAGAUUGAUAAUCGGCGAUAGCGGGGCGUCUGGUCUGGUAUAUCGAUAUCUUAUUGUUGAAUCAUCUAGUUUAAAGAAAGAUAAUAUGUGGAAAAUUCCAGUGUCUCUCGUGUACAAUAAUUACUCGAAAAUUUCCUCACCCACAAUAAAACGCAAUUUCCAAUCAAGAUCGAUCAACUUGAUUCCCUUACAUUGCCACCAUUUCAAAUCAAUUGUAAGACCAACUCGAUUACUUCGUCAAAAGUAUACCACAGCUUCCGAUAAUAGUUCAUCCCCAUUAUCUUCGACAUCCUCUGGCGACACCACGAUCUCAACUCGUCAAAAGCGUAUUGCACGACUCCUAUAUCAGUCACGUAAACGAGGAAUCCUAGAAACCGACUUACUAUUAUCGACAUUCGCAUCUGCACAUCUUUCAUCACUGAGUGACAAACAGUUAGACGAGUACGAGUCGUUGAUGUCGAUACCUGAUUGGGAUAUUUAUUACUUGGCUGUUGGUAAAAAAUCGGUUGAUCAAGUUGAGUUCAUUCGUUCUGGUAUUGUUCGAUUGAACACGAGCAAUAAAGAUGAUGUCGCUGAGAAUAUAGAAGCAUGGAAGAAUUCUGAAAUUUUGAAAAUGCUGCGUGAUCAUGUAAAGAAUAGAAUUUCUGUCGUGGAAAAUGGCCAGGAAAAGAAAAAAACGGGUGUAUUGAGGAUGCCAGAUUUGAAAUUUGAUUGA
This is a messenger RNA of Ambispora leptoticha, 726 nucleotides long. NCBI's taxonomy places the organism in Eukaryota, Fungi, Glomeromycota, Glomeromycetes, Archaeosporales, Ambisporaceae. The record is from the annotation of a GenBank genome assembly.